Molecule: messenger RNA, 1996 nt
Organism: Gossypium arboreum
Lineage: Eukaryota; Viridiplantae; Streptophyta; Magnoliopsida; Malvales; Malvaceae
Exons: 3
Coding region: 401-718 (105 amino acids)
Source: RefSeq, a predicted model, not a curated record
UUUUAUUUAGGGGUGGGGCCCGUCACCCCUAGCUACGCCUCCGGUCGGGAGUUGCCAGUUUGUGCAAUGUUGUCAACAGCGUUUGCUGGGAAAUUAAAAAGUUAGGCACCAGCAGAUCCCAACCUUGCUUUAAAUCCAACUAUUAUUGUUAUAAUAAAUAGUUGAUUUUUUAUUUAGAGUAAAUUACACUAACAGUCACUUAAUUUUGAAGUAGUUAAUAAAACAAUCACUUUAAUUUUAUUUCAGUCACUCAAAUUUUAAAAAAUGAUAAAAUAAUCUUUUUUACCGUUUUUCAUUACACACGUAACGGUAAAGUAACGUGACAGAUCGGUUAGCAACAAUUUAGGGUUUAUAUAAUAGUAUAAUAAGAAGAAAAAGAAGAAGAAGAGAAAAAAUAGAGAUGCUUGGAGAUAAAACAGAUGAAAAAAGAAGAGAAAAAAUGGAGAUGCUUGGAGAUAAAACAGAUGAAAAACAUGUUCCCUCCUCUCCCUAUCAUCGAGCUGACGAUCAUACAGUCGAAGACGGACCGCCAAGUCCUGUAUCGGUUCUUGAACAGUUCUUUGUCGAAGAGAGCGUUAACUCUCCUAGCACUGUAUCUCUAGCAGCUGAACCACCGGUCGAACCAUUUUGUAUAGAUAUCAAAGAACACAAUGCAACUUCGCUAUUGGAAUCCCAGUUGGAUCUGAAGAGUACUGCAGGUACUUCCAAGGAUAAGUAAGGAUCUUUGUCUGAAAGCAUAAGAGCAGUUCUCCAAGUUUCUGGUCUCAAUUGGGGUUAGCUCUCUAGGAGAUGGCUUUUGUUAGACCAAAUGCCUGAUGCAUCCUUGUUCAAUAAUGUUGAAGUAUGGCUUGAGAAGUCCUAUACCGAUCGUAGGCUACUUUUUGGCUAUAUCAGUGAAGUCAUUUUGGAGAUAUAUCAAUGUUAUUUUGGAUGCUCCCCAUGGAUUUCGCUUCUCUAUCCACGACUUCAACCGGCUAUGUUAUCAAAAAAUCUGGUUCAUGAAGUGUUGAGACAUGUCGAUUGGCAACUCCUUUUGGAGUUGCCCCAACAGACAUCACAACAACUUGUAGAAAAGGAUUGGCAGAAAUUUGGAAUAUGGAUGGAUAACCGACUCGAUAUGGAGGAAGUUUUCACAGAGUUAAUUGACAGCAUUUUAGAGGAUUUGGUAAUUGAUGCUGCUAUUCAACUGCAAACGUAAAAGAAGAGCAAAGACAUGGAGUUUCAAUGGUAAAAAAUCAAACCCCGCCAAUUUAGGUAAAUAAGACUUUUCUUUCUACAGUCUCUUCUUCUUGUCUAUUAAAGGGGUUUUUUUAGUGUUUUUUUUCAAUUUCUUCAUCCAACGUGGCAAGUUAACUGGCCACAUCAGCUAGUUAACUUGCCACAUCAGCAGUUCUGUUAAAAUACAAACAGAAACUGUUAGUCAGUAACUAUUUUGUCACUUUUUUAUAACGUUAGCAACUGUUUUAUUAUUUUUCAAAAGUUAAGUGACUGAAAUAAAAUUUAUGUGACUAUUUUGUUAAUUUACCAUUUUAUUUAAAAAAAAAGCUAAAUCUUAUGGUGCAAAUUAGCCCAUUAACAUUUUCACUGCAGAUAAGACAAAGCAUGUAUUUAAUAAAAACAUCUAUGUUUUAAUAUCUAAGGUGGGGGACAGAAGCAUAGAUAAAAGCUAGAAUAACUUGCUCUUGGCCAAUGUACUGUAUUUUUCUAUAAUUUUAAAACAUCAUAAUAGAACCAAAAUGGUAAGAUGAGUUUCAGAUGACAUGGUACAGCUCAGAUACAAGGAAAAGUUGGAGUCAAGGAACAAAUGUAAGUACAAACAUCUGAAUGGAUCCUAUUUCACUAAACAUCCUUCUUCUGCACCGUCUCGUUAUGUAUGAACUCGCCGAUAAACGAAUAAUCAUUUGGCUUUCGCAGUAAUCAUCUUGCUAAAUUGUACUGCAUACUUCAGCAGCUAAGAUCACUCAAAACAUGUAUAGGACAUAAUAUUUACUGUCUG